AUGGAACAGCAGAAUAAUCUUGCAUUUUCUUUACAUUCUGAACUCAAUAACAGAAAUCGUCAAGUGGAACCGCGUCGUUUAAUUAAGCUCAGCGAAAUGCUUUUUCAGGUUGAACAAGAGUUGAACGAAUUGUGGAAUAUUUUCUUCAGCGCUUCUCCGUCGUUGAGUCUGUCUGUGCCACAAUUUCCAAAUUCCGAGCCGAUGCCGACCACUAGAAUCAACUCUCCUGCAACGCCGCCGUAUUCACCGCUCGCCGCCGCUACCAACGGAACCAACAUUAACGAAAGUCCUGUAUACUCUCACUCUCACUCUCCCCGGAAUUAUCUGAAUCUCCCGAGAAAUUUAUUCGAUGAUGAUAACGGUCUGAUGAUCCAGUACAGUCAGUCUCACGAUCAUAGCUUGCACCACCGGUCUUCCAGUUCCCAAUCUCCUGAUGAUCAUCAAUAUGAUAAUCAUCAACCUAAUUCGAUAAAUGCGCCUUAUUCUUUGGGCUAUAACGGGUUUGGACCGUCCGGUUUGCAGCGCAGAGAAAUAUCUUCUCCCCAAUUGUACAACGCUGAUUAUUAUCAUCAAUAUGGUCGUUAUCAUUAUCAUAAUAAUCUUCCUCGUCGUCAUCAAUAUCAGAAUUUCUCGCCUGUCACGCCGAUUGAUGUAAUACGAGGGAAAGUGGUAAUGGCGGCGCAGAACCAGCACGGGAGUCGUUUCUUGCAGGACAAGCUUCGGCACGGGAACCCGCAGAACAUCGACGUGAUUUUCUCCGAAACGAAAUGGAGUCUGUGGUUUUUGAUGGAGCACCAGUUUGGAAAUCAUGUCGUUCAGAAGCUCAUUGAUGUCGUGGACGACAAUAAACUUGAUGAGAUUCUUCAUAUAAUUUUGACUGAAGAUGACACACGGCUAAGUCAACUCUGUACUCAUGACCACGGAACUAAGGUGGUGCAGAAAUUGGUGGGGCGUCUAAGUACCCCAGAUGAUCAAUAUUUAUUCGCAUCUGUUGUGAGUCGGAUUGCUUUGUCGUUGACUAGGAGCACCAAUGGCAAUGCUGUGAUUUACCAAUGUCUCCGAAAUUUCUUUCGGCCUUACAAGAAGCUUCUUCUGCAGGCAAUAGCACAAAAUUCUCACGACAUAGCACAAGACAAAAGUGGGUGUUGUAUAUUGCAAAAAUGUUUUGUUGAAGCCGACGGCGAAAUCUUCGACAUGCUUGCGGCUCCCAUAAUAGAAAAAGCUUACACCCUUUCUCACGUAAUAAGCAUGAAGAAACAAGAAGUGAAUAGAAAAAUAGCAGCGAAAUUUACAGGAAAGUUCUUUAGUAUAUCCAUGAACAAAUAUGGCAGCAAUGUGGUUGAGAAUCUCAUGAAGAAUUCUGGAUUAGAAGAAGCUGCAGACUCAGUCAUUAGUGAGAUACUGGCCAGCGAUAGUCCUUUACUAGUUUCUCAAGAUCGUUACGGAAAUUUUGUUGUUCAGUCUGCUAUAAGGGUUAUUAGGGAGGGACAACUUCUCAAUCAGUUUAUACAACACGUUGAGGACAACGCAAUACAACUUCACAAUCAUAUGUACGGUAACAGGGUGUUGCAAGCAGUGAAUGCGAGACGAAAUGGAUGA
This is a messenger RNA of Morus notabilis, 1599 nucleotides long. RefSeq names its product pumilio homolog 12. Gene Ontology annotation, molecular function: mRNA binding. Gene Ontology annotation, cellular component: cytoplasm. NCBI's taxonomy places the organism in Eukaryota, Viridiplantae, Streptophyta, Magnoliopsida, Rosales, Moraceae. The coding region runs from base 1 to 1599 and encodes 532 amino acids. The record is from RefSeq and is a predicted model, not a curated record. Gene Ontology annotation, biological process: post-transcriptional regulation of gene expression. The transcript is spliced from 5 exons.